Molecule: messenger RNA, 2168 nt
Organism: Pistacia vera
Lineage: Eukaryota; Viridiplantae; Streptophyta; Magnoliopsida; Sapindales; Anacardiaceae
Product: cysteine-rich receptor-like protein kinase 15
Exons: 7
Biological process (GO): protein phosphorylation
Molecular function (GO): protein kinase activity; ATP binding
Source: RefSeq, a predicted model, not a curated record
AUGGUCAAUCUACUUUCAGCUAUACUUUACCUAAUUAUACCAUUUUUCAUGCUUUCUAUCCUUACUGAUGCAAAUCCUCUCUCUAUAUUUUGCUCCGGUGAUAACUACACACAUGGUAGCACGUUUGAACUUAACCUCAAGCUACUUCUUCAAUCAUUACCUUCCAAUACUUCACCAACAGGAUUUUACAAUAAGUCUUCUGGAGAUGAAGCUAAUCGAGUUUAUGGGCAGGCCCUUUGUCGAGGGGAUGUCCACCCCACAGUUUGUAAAAAUUGCAUUGCAAAUGCAGGUCAGGAAAUCAUAAAUGGAUGCAAAACUUAAGAAAAGAUUAUAUGGUACGAAUUAUGUCAAAUUCACUAUUCAUGCCAUAAUUUCUUUGGGAUGAUGGUUUAUACUGGAAAGUUCCCAGACAUCAAUAAUCAGGAAAAAAGUGUUUCAAAUCCUGUUCAUUUUAAUAAAGUUUUGAUGCAUUUAAUGAAAAAGCUCUCAACUGAGGCUUCAUCAAAUACAUCAAAGAACAUGUUUGCAGUCGGGGAAAUUAAAUAUUCGAAAAGCACUAUAUAUGGGCUUGUACAGUGUACCAGGGACAUAACUGUAAGUGAGUGCAGCAAUUGUUUAAACUCCAUUUUAGGAGAUCUUAGCUCAUGUUGCCGUCGUCGUAAAGGUGGGAUUGUGUUCAGUAGGAACUGCAAUGUAAGAUUUGAACUGGCACGCUUCUAUAAUGCUUCAAGUAUGUUAUUAACAUUCCCAUCAACGUCAGCUGGAGGAAAAUGGAAGAUUGGGAUGGUUGCGGCAAUUGCCUGCAUAUUGGCAUUUGUAAUAGCUGUACUCAUAGUGUCCUAUGUUGUCUAUCUCCGGUGGAAGAAAGGAGGACAAGAAGAUGAGGAAAGAAGCCAUAGUGCUUUGUUACAUGAAUUGGCAAGACCAACAUCAGUCACGCUAACACAAGAUGGUGACUUACUUAGUUUUGAGGAAUUACCCUUCUUGUAUCUGGCCAUUAUAAAGGCAGCUACUGAUGACUUUUCUGAUUCAAAUAAGCUUGGACAAGGUGGGUUCGGCACUGUCUACAAGGGUGUGUUACCAAAUGGGAAGGAAGUAGCAGUUAAAAGGUUGUCAAGGAGAUCAAGGCAAGGUCUAGAUGAGUUCAAGAAUGAAAUCAUACUAAUUGCAAAACUUCAGCAUAGAAACCUUGUAAGACUACUGGGAUGUGGAAUAGAGGGAGAGGAGAAACUGCUUAUAUAUGAGUACAUGCCUAACAAAAGUCUUGACCUCUUUAUCUUUGAUUCUGAGAGACGGUCACAACUUGAUUGGAAGAGGUGCUACAAUAUUAUUGGUGGAAUUGCCAGAGGACUUCUUUACCUUCAUGAAGAUUCUAGGCUUAAUAUCAUUCACUGGGAUCUAAAGCCAAGCAAUGUAUUGGUGGACAAAGAGAUGAUUGCCAAGAUUUCAGAUUUUGGUAUGGCAAGGAUUUUUGGUGAAAAUCAGAAUGCAGUUCAGACUAGGAGGAUAGUUGGAACAUAUGGAUACAUGCCUCCAGAAUAUGCAAUGGAGGGACUGUUCUCAGUCAAAUCUGACGUUUUCAGUUUUGGUGUUGUAAUGCUUGAGAUCAUAAGCGGUAAAAAAAAUAGCGGCUUCUAUCUUACCGGACAUGCUCAAACACUCCUUGCAUAUGCAUGGCAAUUGUGGAAUGAAGGAAAAGAAUUGGAAUUUGUAGACCCUGUAUUGAUGGAAUCAUGUUCGACGCCAGAAGUGAUGAGAUGCAUACAUAUUGGGCUGUUGUGCGUGCAGGAAGACCCUGAAAUCAGACCCACCAUGUCAUCGGUUUUGGCUCUUUUGGCCAGUCAAUCAAUACCUCUUCCUGAUGAACCAAGACAACCGCCAUUUUCAGUGGGUAGAAUUGUUCUCCCUAAUCAGUCUUCAACAACAGACCCUUCUGCACGUGACAUACACUUUCUGGCAUCUCGCCGCGUUGAUUAUUGAUGGGAUUGCAUCUCUUUUGUGUAUUUGAAGACCAAUGGUCUACUACCUUUGUUUCUUUUUUCUCCUUCCAUUUUUUGUUCACCCUGAAAGUGCAACUGAAGAUAGGUAGAUUGGUGCUGAAGAGAAUAUCUAUUCCAUUAGAAGAAUAACUAAUUUAUUACUCUCAAUUAUUUGGAGGAACUAGUUGU